UAAUCUAACUGUACAUACUUUGGGGUGGCCUCAUGUCUCUCUCUAUAUCAAAAUCUUGUUUCUUUUUUGACUUUUAUAUUCUAAGUUUUAAUCUUUUUGCUGCUUCCUUUGUUGAAUGAACCAACACCAAAUACCAAACCAAACGGAACCUUAAAAUAAAUUUUUUCAAUCCUUUUUCCUUGUUUUCUUGGGGUUUUAGUCGGUUUCGAACCCUUCAAAACUCUUUCACAAAUCUCACCAGUUUUGAACCUAACGCACCAUUUUUCUUUCCAGGUUUCUCUCUUUCUUUAUCUCAUAACUCCAACUGCUUCUUCCUACAUUCUUUUCCUUUCAUGUUUUAUCAGCUUUUUUUCUCAUGGAAUUCGCUCUAUAGUGUCAUUGAAGAGUUGGAUAAAAGCACUGUUGCUCAAGCUGGAUCAUUCUGUAAAGAUAAGUGACUUAAUAAUCCUGCUGGAACAAACAAGUUAAACAGACGUGUUUCUAGUGCUUUACUGGAAGGAAAUUAAUUCGAUUCCCUUAUGGGUUAAAGGAAUAUUCGUUUCAUUAAAUUGCCUGCGUAGGGUUUACCUGGACAAUUAAUUUGAAGAAAUCAAGUAGAAUGCAAUUGGCAUAUAAAAAGGCUAUGAAGGCUAACAUCAAAGGGGCAGAUUUUGUUGAGAGAUCCUCGGAUAACAGCAUUAGGUAUUUGGUUCCCUAUAACUCAACGUCCUUGUCAAAAUCUGUUCAGUCAGAAGUGUGUUAGUCCAGCAUCUGUCGUAUUGUGUUCUUGUCAUAAACAGCGAGAGAUAAGAUUGUUCAGGGAAUGAUGGUUUCAAGAUCCUGUAUAAGUUUGUUGGACUUGGCAUCUGGGGACAUAUUUAAUCUCCCUCAAACUCCUAGAAAAAUUCAGCGGGUUAUGACAGUUCCUGGAAUUAUUUCUAAGGUAGAUGGUAACAGAAGCAAUGAUGGAGAUUUUGAUGCUCUCUCCUCUGAUGGCUGUGAAAAGAAAAUUAUUGUGGCAAAUUUUCUUCCUAUACAUGCUCAAAAAGAUUUGAAAUCUGGUCGAUGGUCCUUCAGUUUUGAUGAGGAUUCUCUUCUGUUACAAAUGAAGGAUGGCUUUUCAUCUGAUACUGAUGUUGUUUACGUGGGGUCCUUGAAGGUUGAUGUAGAUUCAAGUGAACAAGAUGAAAUUUCUCGAAGACUGUUAGAGGAAUUUAAUUGUGUGCCCACAUUUCUUCCUCCUGAACUUCAAAAAAAGUUCUACCAUGGGUUUUGUAAGCAAUAUUUAUGGCCGCUUUUUCAUUACAUGCUACCCAUGUGCCCAGACUACUGCAUUCGCUUUGACCGAUUGCUUUGGCAAGCUUAUGUUUCUGCUAACAAGAUAUUUGCAGAUAAGGUCAUGGAGGUCAUAAAUCCUGAAGAUGAUUUUGUAUGGGUUCAUGACUAUCACCUUAUGAUCCUUCCAACAUUUUUGAGAAAGCGUUUCUAUCGAGUUAAGCUUGGCUUUUUCCUUCACAGCCCAUUCCCUUCAUCAGAAAUAUACCGGACUCUGCCAGUCAGGGAUGAAAUUUUGAAAGCACUGCUUAACGCAGACUUGAUUGGUUUUCAUACAUUUGACUAUGCUCGCCACUUUCUUUCAUGCUGCAGCAGAAUGCUUGGCCUUGACUAUGAAUCCAAGAGAGGACACAUUGGACUUGAUUAUUUUGGUCGCACAGUCUACAUCAAAAUUUUGCCUGUCGGGAUUCAUAUGGGCCGACUCCAAUCUGCACUAAACCACCCAUCUUCUUCUACUAAGGUCAAAGAAAUUGUUGAGCAGUUCAAGGGGAAAAAGCUUAUUGUUGGUGUUGAUGACAUGGACAUAUUUAAAGGCAUUAGUCUAAAAGUAUUAGCUAUGGAACAGCUUUUACAGCAGCAUCGAGAGUUGCGAGGCAAAAUAGUUCUGGUUCAAAUUGUAAAUCCUGCAAGAAGCACUGGGAAAGAUGUUCAGGAAGCAAAAAGGGAAACAUACGAGACUACUAAAAGGAUAAAUGAUAAUUUUGGUUUUCCAGGAUAUGAACCAGUGGUCCUGAUUGACCGUCGUGUCCCUUUCUAUGAGAAGACAGCGUAUUAUGCUUUGGCAGAAUGUUGCAUUGUAAAUGCAGUGAGGGAUGGGAUGAACCUAGUCCCAUACAAGUACAUUGUCUGUAGGCAGGGGACUUCCAAAAUGGACGAAGCUUUGGAGAUUGCCUCUGAAUCACCUCGUAUGAGUAUGCUUGUUGUCUCAGAGUUUAUAGGUUGUUCACCAUCCCUAAGUGGGGCAAUCAGGGUUAAUCCUUGGGACAUUGAUGCUGUAGCUGAUGCAUUAAACAUGGCCAUCAGAAUGCCUGAUGUGGAGAAGCAAUUGCGGCAUGAGAAGCACUAUCGUUAUGUUAGUUCUCAUGACGUGGCUUAUUGGGCCCGGAGUUUUAUGCAAGAUUUGGAGAGGGCAUGCAAAGAGCAUUACAGCAAACGUUGCUGGGGCAUUGGUUUUGGACUGAGUUUCAGGAUUUUGUCUCUUUCUCCAAGUUUUAGAAAGCUUUCCAUUGACCAUAUUGUCUCUGCUUAUAAAAGGACAUGCAGAAGAGCAAUAUUUUUGGAUUAUGAUGGGACAGUGGUGCCCCAUGCUUCAAUUAUUAAAAGCCCGAGUCCUGAAGUAAUCUCAGUCUUGAACAAUCUAUGCAGUGACCCCAAGAACACUGUCUUUAUAGUCAGUGGUAGGGGGCAAAACUCCCUGAGUGACUGGUUUGCUCAAUGUGAGAAUCUAGGCAUAGCAGCUGAGCAUGGAUACUUCAUAAGGUGGAGUAGGAUGUCCGAUUGGGAAACCAUUCCAAUUGCUGCAGAUUUUGAUUGGAAAAGAAUUGCUGAACCAGUGAUGAAAUUAUAUACGGAGGCAACUGAUGGCUCCUAUAUAGAGCCCAAGAAGAGUGCCUUAGUAUGGCACCAUCAAGAUGCUGACCCUGAUUUUGGAUCUUGUCAAGCGAAGGAACUGUUAGAUCACCUAGAAAAUGUCCUUGCCAAUGAACCUGUUGUUGUGAAGAGGGGCCAGCAAAUUGUAGAAGUGAAGCCUCAGGGAGUUACCAAAGGCUUUGUUGCAGAGAAAAUUCUUUCCACAAUGAUAGGUAAUGGGAAGCUACCAGAUUUUGUGAUGUGCAUUGGUGAUGAUAGAUCUGAUGAAGACAUGUUUGAAAGCAUAUCAAAUACGGCUUACAGAUCAUCUCUCCCUGUUCCUCCUGAAAUUUUUGCUUGUACUGUUGGUCAAAAACCAAGCAAAGCUAGGUAUUAUUUGGACGAUACUGUUGAGGUACUAACAUUACUUCAAGGCUUGGCUGCUUCUUCAAGCUCAAAGUCAAGGAGCAACAUAGAAACUCAAGUUUCUUUCGAAAGUUCUGUUUGAAACUUGAAGUUUGUUUCUUAUGCAUUGAAUUAGACUGGGAGGCAGAUUUGCAUGGAAUUGACUUGGUGUCGGUUAAGAUGGUUGAACUUUCUUUUGCUAUGACUUGGAUGGAUUCACUUAAAGUCCGUAGUUGGUAUAAGAUUUAUUCAAUGGUGGCUUACGGCCUGACAGCUUUAUUUACAGAAAUGGAAACACAGAUGCUAGUGAUCAUGGUGAACUUGUUGGUGGCUUUGGAGAUAAACAAUCACUGGACUUUUACUCUCUCUAGAUAUUUUGAUAGGUGGCUGCUGGUUGGUGUAAGUAUUUUCGGAUGCAGAGCGGAUACUUCUCGAAGUUAGAUGUUAUCAUAGAUAGUCUCACUGACAUGAAGGACAUCAUUUGAAUUGUGUACAAAUACAGGUUUUAGUCAAUACAUGAAAUGCAUUCUGAAUUCUGAUAUCGAAAUAUAGUGGAUUGGUCCAUUCUGUAAUUGCGGUUUCUCCCUCUUUUACAAUGUGAAACAUGUUCUUAGCGAAGUUGGGAGAGAUCAUGUACAUAGUACUUGCAAAUUGGCAGAUCAUUUUGAGCACACGCUCCAUGUUCCAUAAA
Theobroma cacao (cacao) is the source of this 3979-nucleotide messenger RNA. NCBI's taxonomy places the organism in Eukaryota, Viridiplantae, Streptophyta, Magnoliopsida, Malvales, Malvaceae. The record is from RefSeq and is a predicted model, not a curated record.